CGUCUAUGAGCACCAGGCGCAAAAUAUGGAUAGAUCAAGAGGCUGCCCGCUUUUCAUCCUAGGCCAGCAUCAAUAUCAGUUUCCUCCUGGUCCCCAAACGUGCCUGGCCAAGCGCGAACAGAUUUUGCACCACAGCGCCCGUAGCAAGCUGCCAUGGUCGUUCAAGUCAUUGAGAGUCGCUACACCGUCGACUUUGACGUAUUAACCGCUCAUCUCAAAUCUAUUUACGACCCAGAACCUUUCGAGGUAAUCCCACCCGAUGAAGGCGAGAAAUGGAAGAUCAAGGUUCCACGAGAAUUGACUCGCGACCAGUUGAUAGAUCUGCAAAGAGAGUUCAAGAAGGCGCUUAAGGCUACCUAGCUGCCUGCAUGUGUUAGCCACUGCCCAGAUUCGUGGUGGCGAAGCUGCCCAUUUAAUGCCGACCGGUCAAUUUUCGCUGGAAGGAGACGCCUGGACUUACGAACCGUCCUUGACCACAGGCCUGCGUCCGUCUCAGCCGUUACUAUCGUGUAUCUACUAUUCACUGCCUUCGUCUGUAGAUUCAAAUGUUAAUAUCUGCACCUCCCAAGGUUUGCCUAACAACAAGUCCACGGAGCUGGUCACAGAAGAAAAGCAUGUAUCAAAACUCAUACCAAACCGGACAAAUAUAUCCUACUGAGCGAGACGAGUAUGCGAAUUGGGAGACGUACCCUCAGAAUCUUCAUGUGAGCCCAUUAGGGGUAGAUGCCUAUCGUAGCAGUCAUCAAAUAGACCGUCUGAGUAAGGAGCUGUUUGUCGCGAAUCAUGAAUCCUCAUUUGAUUUUCUGGCCAUGGACCCACCCAG
Messenger RNA from Lindgomyces ingoldianus, 823 nucleotides. RefSeq lists its product as uncharacterized. The transcript has 3 exons. The record is from RefSeq and is a predicted model, not a curated record. NCBI's taxonomy places the organism in Eukaryota, Fungi, Ascomycota, Dothideomycetes, Pleosporales, Lindgomycetaceae. Bases 154 to 360 code for a protein of 68 amino acids.